Parasteatoda tepidariorum (common house spider) is the source of this 2924-nucleotide messenger RNA. RefSeq lists its product as uncharacterized. NCBI's taxonomy places the organism in Eukaryota, Metazoa, Arthropoda, Arachnida, Araneae, Theridiidae. The record is from RefSeq and is a predicted model, not a curated record.
AUUUUCAAACGAACAAUAUUGGAGUUAUAUUACACAUUUUAAAACAUUUGUCAUCAAAUAGUUAAGCUAUAUUUUCAAUUAGUUAUCAAUCGUUAAUAGUAAAAGAAAGGAAAGUUUAAGCAUGGAGGGAAAAGUACGCGUUAACGUAUCUCAAUAGAUUACAUCCAUCCUUGUAACUUAAAUAUAAGAAAUCAAGCGUGAACGAAACAAUGACCCUCCAAAUUAAAAUGUUGACAGUUGUUUAAUGCUUGGAUGAUUUCAUAACAAGGAGCGCAACUGAAAGCUCUAUUUUUCACUUAAGCCACCCUUAAUCUUCAAAUGACUAGUCCAAUCUUCUUUGAGUAAAAUAAAUUAUUAGUCUAAGUCCAAAGAUAAUAUGUUUACCAAAUGUAAUAUAAAAAUUAAAUUUCAUCUUCUGGCAGAAACAAUAUUUUCUCUACUUUUCCAACCUUCGUAUAAAUACAAAUGUUGUUUCACGUAGCAUUAUGAUUACUUAGUCCACUUGUGUCCAAGAUACAAUGUUUGGAAAAUUCGCUCUACUGCUCGGUCUCAUCGGCAGGUUCUUUGCCAUUGUUGACGCCGGCGAUGGGACAUUGAAAGCCUUAAUGGAUGACUCACCGGUCAGUAAACAUUUAUCGUCAGGUUUUAGGCAUGGCGCAAUUGAUGAAAAGGAAAUUUUAGAGAAAGUGAAAGGUCACGAAGAGGUCCACGCAAUCGAUUCCGAUGGACUGGCAUUGAAAGAAAAGGAACUGCUUUUGAAAAAUCCAGAAUUUCUGGGGAAAAUAUUGAAAAUGGCGCUGGGUGAAAAAGAAGAGCUUGCGGAAGGUGAUUUGAAAGCUGCAGUGAUCCACAUCAUAAAACUGUUGGAGAGUACAGUUGGUGAUGCGUUUUUGAAAAAGGAGGAAUUUUCAAAAGUUCUAAAGCAUCCACACGGUGUGGCAGACGCGUCGCUAAAACCAGAAGUUUUAUAUUCCAGUGACGAACAUCUACAUGAUAAAAUAGCAGACAAAGAUGUGAAACCGUUCUGGAAAGAUGAGGAUAUUAGGCUUUUCAAAGCCAUUACAGAAUUGAAAGCUUCCGAAUCUAUGGUGCCACCUUUUGGGAAACCUGUGUCAGAAGACUUUUUGAAAACCCUUUUUCACGGCGAAAAAGCAUUAGAAGACGGCAAGCACUUAGAUGUUCUAAAAUCUUUAGAAGGAUUAAAAGCGGAAAGUUUAUUAAAUAAAGAAAAAUUGUUGGCAGCGAAAAAUGUAGAAGCCAAAGACAUCCCACAUCCAAUUGUUCUAGGAAAAGAACAUUCUCUGAAAGAUGAGAAAGCUUUCGCCAGUGAAGAGGAAUUUAAGAACCACAAGACUUUUCACGAAGAAAAAGCAACUCAUCACAAAGAUUUUGUGUUCGACGAGAUUUUAAAACACGAAGAGGCUCAUGCUUACGGUGAUGAUUUAGGAACAAAAGAAUCUUCUGAAUUCGAUGAAGAACUAUACCCACAUUCUUUUCUGCGUGAAUUACACAAAACUAAAGCUGAUCUGGAUAUUAAAAAAGACCUUUCAUUAGAAGAGAAGGGUCUAAAAAUUGAUGAAGCCAAAGAUAAAGGUAUCAAACAGCUUGAUAAAGCCAGUUUGGACACCUCGCUUGCGAAGAAAGGCCUUUCUUCAGAAGGCAUCUUAAACAAAGAAAGCGCAGAAAAAGGUAAAAAAGUUGGUGAAGCCAAAGAUAUAGACAUCAAACAAGGUGGCACUCAUGCCUACGAGAAAGCAAAAGAUCAAGCACAUAAAGAUGCAACAAUACCUUUUAGUGAAGAAGGAAAAGAUGAACUACUUCUCGAUGAGGCUUUAAAAACAAUUUUAUCGGGUACCAAAGUAGAAGCGGGAAAAAUCUUACCCGGAACAAAAAUUUACACCGAAGAAGCACUCAAAAAAGAAAAAGCUUUAAUUGACAGUAAAGAAUUAUCAAAAAAAUUAUUUGAAGAACAUGAUAUCGCCAAAGGAAUCAACCAUGGAAUAAAAACAGAUGAAGAUAUUUCAAAAGGAAUACGUCAUGGUAUUAAAUUAGAUGAAGACAUAUCAAAAGGAAUACAUCAUGGUAUCAAAUUUGAUGAAGGCAUAUCAAAAGGAAUACACCAUGGAAUAAAAACAGAUGAAGAUAUUUCAAAAGGAAUACAUCAUGGUAUUAAAUUAGAUGAAGGCGUAUCAAAAGGAAUACAUCAUGGAAUAAAAACAGAUGAAGACAUAUCAAAAGGAAUACAUCAUGGAAUCAAAUUUGAUGAAGGCAUAUCAAAAGGAAUACGUCAUGGAAUAAAAACAGAUGAAGACAUAUCGAAAGGAAUACAUCAUGGUAUUAAAUUAGAUGAAGGCAUAUCAAAAGGAAUACAUCAUGGAAUAAAAACAGAUGAAGAUAUCUCGAAAGGAAUACAUCAUGGUAUUAAAAUGGACGAAGAAAUUGCAAAACGCAUAAAAGAACAUUUUGCUCGUGAUAAACAUGUGCAUUUAUCUACAACAGACGAAGUCCAUAAGACUUUAUCUAGAGAUUCAAUACACAGCAAAGCUCAGUUUCUAAAAAAGAAAGUUCUAGAAAUUUUAAGUCAUAUUUUACAAAUGAAAAAGUGCCAUUUAGUAAGCAUGAAACCAGGCGAGCUUCUAUCGAUAGUCAACUGCAUAUCAAAAAGUAAGGAUCCUAUUCUCUGUGAAAAGUUUACCAUGUGUGAAAAGAAAAUGCCACCACAGGUAAUUCUAGCUCUUGAAUUGUGCCAAAAAGAACUAUUACCAGAACAAGCUUUAAGAUGCUCAAAGUAUGAGCCUCUUUUUCCUUCACCCGAUAUCCCAAUCAAGAUAUUCCAGUGUAUUAUAAAGAAUACUAGAGAGUUAUUGCCUGAAGAAAAGAAACAAAUGAUUGCUUUUGAGUUUGAUGCAAUGUUGACUGAGUGA